Messenger RNA from Meriones unguiculatus (Mongolian gerbil), 1560 nucleotides. Its product is annotated as anthrax toxin receptor-like. NCBI's taxonomy places the organism in Eukaryota, Metazoa, Chordata, Mammalia, Rodentia, Muridae. Gene Ontology annotation, molecular function: signaling receptor activity. The record is from RefSeq and is a predicted model, not a curated record. Gene Ontology annotation, cellular component: membrane.
AUGCAGGACUAUGGUCCUCAGGUGUCCUGUUCACUGCACCUGCUGCUGCUUUCAACAUCCCUUGUUGCAGUACAGAGUUUCCCAUACCCUCAGUCUGGCAGAAACCCCUAUUCUAGGGAAUCUGCUAGUUUCCAGAGUAAUGAAGAACGGAAGUCGAGGGAUAUUGCGGAUUAUGAUGAUGAUGUUCUGCAGUAUUGUGAUGGUGACUUUGAUAUUUACUUCAUCUUUGACAAGUCCAGUGCCGUGACAAUGUGGUCUGAUCUGUACAUAGCCUGGGAAGACAUGGUGAAGAAAUAUAUAAAUCCAAACCAGCGGAUGUCCUUCAUUCUCUUUGAUGACAAUGCCACAGUCCUAAUGCCACUCACUUCCAACAGGCAAAUUACCAAAUCCAAGCGGCCAACUCAGGAGUAUGGGGCCCGCUGCCCAUCCAACAUGCCGCUCUUUGCUUCUUUGUCAGGCAAGACAAGAUCUAGUUUGAUCAUUGUUGUGGUUUGGGGGAUACUGUCACCAAAUGAAAUAAUAGAGUCUACAAAAGAGGCUGAUAAAGCUCGGAGCAUGGGGGCAUAUGUUUAUUGUGUUGGCAUGAACUUCUACGACAAAAGUAAGUUGAGUGAAAUUGCAGAUGAAGAAGAGAAUAUAUUCAUUGUGGAAGGCCCAUCUUCAGAUUUACAUGGGUUAGUAGAUUUGAUUGGAAUGAUGACCUGCCUUGAACUCAGAUAUGUUGAGCCUUCCCCUCUGUGCAUAAACGAAACUCACCCAUUGGUCUUAAGGGGAUAUGGUUUUCACAAUGCAAAGGAUCUCACUGAAGUUACUUGCAGAUUCAAGUUCAGUAAUACGAAUAUCAUCAGGAAAAACCCAACUGAUUUGAACUCCACUGUCAUUAUUUGUCCUAGACCAAAAAUACAGCAAUCUGGACAAACCAUCUUAGUUGAUGUUAGCCUGAACAACGAGAGAGACUUUCUUGCCCACACCAUCCCAGUGAAUACGUCUGACUGUGUUCCUCCACCCCCUUCCACCACCUCCACCACCACCACCACCACCACCACCACCACACCACCACCACCUCCACCACCUCCACCACCACCACCACCACCACCACCACCACCACCACCACCACCUCCACCACCACCUCCACCACCACCUCCACCACCACCUCCACCACCACCUCUACCACCACCUCCACCACCACUUGUUCCCCCACUGAAAGAGCCAAGCCAAGAAGUUUUGGUCAGCAACAUGGUGCUGAGCCUGAUGAUGAUCCCUGUGUUGCUGUGGUGGGUCUGGUGGCUGAGCUGUAGAAAACCCAGAGAGGAAGAAACUCCUCCUGUGUCUCCCCCACCACCUGCACCACCGGUGGACACCUCCCCCAUUGUGGUCAUCUGCUCUUGCGGCUGCUGCCAUGAUGUUCGUGUGAGCGAAUGCCCAGAGGAGCAGUGCCCCAACCUCAACCUCCCAAGCUUCCUCUCUUCUGAAGUUUCCUCCUCGCCCCCAGGCCCUGACUGCCAUGAAUUAGACUUGCAGCCCUGGCUGGAAGAGAAGAGCAUUGCUCAGGAGCUGUAG